This is a messenger RNA of Numida meleagris (helmeted guineafowl), 5949 nucleotides long. RefSeq names its product axin 1 (gene AXIN1). The coding region runs from base 1614 to 4139 and encodes 841 amino acids. The record is from RefSeq and is a predicted model, not a curated record. Lineage: Eukaryota; Metazoa; Chordata; Aves; Galliformes; Numididae. Gene Ontology annotation, biological process: negative regulation of canonical Wnt signaling pathway. The transcript has 9 exons.
UUCGGGCUCUGGGUCGGGAAGGUGGGAGCGAAAAUCACACGCAGUCGCAGCGUGCUGAGGGAUACGGCCUCGUUUGGUGGUUCCGUGGCGAAUCUCCGCGCAGAGCCCGCGUGUUCCGCGCGGCUCAGGCCGGCUCUAGGUGACAGCGGUCUCGCUUAGGGCAGAGCGGGUGCAGCAGCGCACAUGGGGCCACGCAGCUCCCGUCGCCCCUUCCCGGUGCUGCUGGUCUGUGGCAUACAGGUGGGAUGUAAGGACGGCCCUCCACGCUUAGCGGUGGCUUUUGCUUCAGCUGAGGAGAGGAAAAGGGGGAAAAAGGCAAAACGUCCAAAAGAUGCGUUCAUUUGGGUGCGGUGAGCUCGGCUGAGACGUGUGUCCCCGCUGUAUCUUCACAUGCAAUUGAUGUAAUCCAGCGCGAGGAGCAGUGUGUCAGGCAGCUGGUGCUUCGCGGUACUCGGGGCCUUGGGGCUGAUGGUGUUCAGUAAAAACAGAACUUCUGCUGCUUGCUAGAGCCAGUCCGGCUGCUUUGAAAUGACAGUUACCGUGUUAGCGGGGAAAGUGGCAGCCCAGGGAUUGUCUGGUGCUUUCCCCUCCCUCCCCACACCUCCCACCCUCCAUGUUGGCUCACUACCCUUCUUUUAAAACAUUGUGUUUGGUCACAUCUCCUUCUAGAGAUGAUUUUCUCAUCCUCCUUUAAUGACCUAGGAUUUCCCAGGCUUUCAGCGUGCCGUGUUGUUAGCUCCAAUGAACCUUUUCUCAAUGGCCUCUAUGAGAAAUGGUGUGAGGCCCGAAGUCCUGCCAGUUUGAAGCAAGAAUGUUGUUCAUGUGCCCAAAGCAUUGGGGUCAGUGGUGCGUUUUGAGUCUCCUAGGGCUAGAUGAGGUGAUGCGGUGUAUUUCUGAAAAUCAAAGAGGAAUGUCACGCUGGUAUGUCACUGAGUGUACAGAAGACACCUGUGUUUGGUUAAGGUGUAAUCUCAGUUUCGGUAAUAGCAGAAUGUUCUCUUGGAAUAUUUUUCGCAAACCUUAACAUCAGCUCAUUUUGGGGGAUGAGAAUUUCCUAGAUUGGUAGACGGAUAGAAACAUACUGCCUUGGUAUGACUUGGUGCAUCUGCUGGCCGGGUAUGCUUAGCAGAGAAGUUAAUGUCAGAUUAUAGAAGUGAGCGUGUGUCCUGUGGGCUGCUCAGCACGCAGCACCUGAGUGUACAUCUCUUGAACAUGGGGAAUUCCCCAUCCCAGGGUCCUGAGAACCACCCGUAGUGUGGGGCUGCGGGCUGUUCACGUAGUGCCAGUGGUACAGGUCGUGCUGAAUGCUGGAUAUAAAGCGUUGAGAUAUUCUCUGUCAUUUUUAGAAGAAGGAGGAGGAUGCCUGGUUUCAUCCUGAUCUCUGAAAUCAAUGAGAGCUUUGUCAUGGAUUCUGCCAAAGAAGAGGAUUUAAUACAAUAAUCAGGCAGGGCAAAAUUAGUAGCUUGUAAUCUUAGAGUGUUUAUUUGCAGUGAUACUUAAUGGAUUUCUUUCUCGUCUGUUUCAGCAGAACGAACGUGUUUACCUUGGAGCUACCGAUACUGGUGAUCUGAGAUUUCGGCUCUUCCCCCGCUGUUCAAGCAAGCACCAGAAAAAUGAAUAUCCAGGGGAAGGGCUUCCCUCUGGACCUCGGAGGAAGCUUCACUGAAGAUGCUCCAAGGCCACCGGUCCCUGGUGAGGAGGGUGAGCUUGUGUCCACAGAUCCAAGGCCAGUCAGCCACGGUUUCUACUCCAGUAAAAGUGAUGUUGUUAGAAAUGAGACCUCCACCGCAACACCGAGGCGCUCCGAUUUGGAUUUGGGGUAUGAACCUGAGGGGAGUGCUUCGCCAACUCCACCCUACCUGAAGUGGGCCGAGUCGCUGCACUCCUUGCUCGAUGAUCAAGACGGUAUCAAUCUCUUCAGGACUUUCCUGAAACAGGAGGACUGUGCGGAUCUGCUGGACUUCUGGUUUGCCUGCAGUGGCUUCAGGAAGCUGGAGCCGUGCGUGUCCAAUGAGGAAAAAAGACUCAAACUGGCAAAAGCCAUUUACAAAAAGUACAUUCUCGACAACAACGGCAUUGUGUCCCGGCAGAUCAAACCAGCCACAAAAAGCUUCAUAAAAGACUGUGUCAUGAAACUGCAGAUUGACCCUGACAUGUUUGACCAGGCCCAAACUGAGAUUCAGUGCAUGAUAGAAGACAAUACCUACCCUUUGUUCCUUAAGUCAGAUAUUUAUUUGGAAUACACAAGGACAGGUGGGGAAAGUCCAAAAAUUUAUAGCGAUCCGAGCUCAGGGUCUGGGACAGGUAAAGGGCUACCUGGUUAUCUGCCUACUCUGAAUGAGGACGAGGAGUGGAAAUGUGACCAAGACACCGAGCCUGAGGCCAGCAGGGACUCUGCGCCCUCAAGCAGGCUCACCCAGAAGCUGCUUUUGGAGACUGCAACCCAGCGUGCCACCUCGACCCGGCGGUACAGCGAGGGCAGAGAGUUCAGGCAUGGGUCAUGGAGAGAACCUGUUAACCCUUACUAUGUCAACACGGGAUAUGCCAUGGCACCAGCCACCAGUGCCAACGACAGCGAGCAGCAGAGCAUGUCCAGUGAUGCAGAUACAAUGUCGCUGACAGACAGCAGCAUAGAUGGGAUCCCGCCGUACAGACUCCGGAAACAGCAUCGCAGAGAGAUGCAGGAAAGUGCCAAAGCAAAUGGACGUGUGCCACUACCUCACAUUCCUCGUACAUAUCGAAUGCCAAAGGAUAUCCACGUUGAACCAGAAAAGUUUGCUGCAGAACUGAUCAAUCGUUUGGAAGAAGUACAGAAGGAACGUGAAGCAGAGGAGAAGUUGGAGGAGCGCCUUAAACGCGUGCGAGCGGAAGAAGAAGGCGAGGAUGCAGAUAUCUCUUCUGGUCCUUCAGUCAUUAGCCACAAGAUGCCUUCCGCCCAACCCUUUCAUCACUUUGCUCCCCGCUACUCUGAGAUGGGCUGUGCUGGGAUGCAGAUGAGAGAUGCACAUGAGGAAAACCCAGAAAGCAUCCUGGAUGAACACGUGCAGCGUGUGAUGAAAACACCGGGCUGUCAGUCUCCAGGACCUGGCCGCCACUCUCCCAAGCCACGGUCUCCAGAAAGCGGCCAUCUAGGAAAGCUGUCAGGGACACUAGGAACAAUUCCUCCAGGGCACGGCAAACACACGACGAAAUCAGGAAUGAAACUGGAUGCAGCUAACUUAUACCACCAUAAACACGUCUACCACCACAUCCAUCACCACAGCAUGAUGAAACCAAAAGAGCAAAUUGAGGCCGAGGCCACGCAGAGAGUGCAGAACAGCUUUGCUUGGAAUGUAGAUUCACAUAACUAUGCAACAAAGUCACGAAACUACUCUGAGAACUUGGGCAUGGCCCCUGUCCCCAUGGACUCUUUAGGCUACAGUGGGAAAGCAAGUCUGCUCUCAAAAAGAAAUAUUAAGAAGACCGAUUCAGGGAAAAGUGAUGGUGCCAACUAUGAGAUGCCAGGAUCUCCUGAAGACGUGGAGAGAAACCAGAAGAUCCUUCAGUGGAUCAUAGAAGGAGAGAAGGAGAUCAGCAGGCAUAAGAAAACAAACCAUGGUUCUUCAGGUGCUAAGAAGCAGCUGUCCCAUGAUAUGGUCCGACCCCUCUCCAUCGAGCGGCCUGUUGCAGUGCAUCCGUGGGUCAGUGCCCAGCUCCGGAACGUCGUCCAGCCUUCACACCCUUUCAUCCAAGAUCCUACCAUGCCGCCCAAUCCAGCACCCAACCCACUCACCCAGCUGGAGGAAGCUCGCAGGAGGUUGGAGGAGGAGGAAAAGAGAGCUGGGAAACUCCCCCUGAAACAAAGGUUGAAGCCCCAGAAGAGACCGGGCAGCGGUGCAUCCCAGCCAUGUGAGAACAUCGUGGUUGCUUACUACUUCUGCGGAGAGCCCAUCCCUUACCGCACCCUCGUCAAAGGGCGCGUGGUGACACUGGGACAGUUCAAGGAGCUGCUGACCAAGAAAGGGAACUACAGGUAUUACUUCAAGAAAGUGAGUGAUGAGUUCGACUGCGGUGUGGUCUUCGAGGAGGUGCGGGAGGAUGACACCAUCCUGCCCAUCUUCGAAGAGAAGAUCAUCGGCAAGGUGGAGAAGAUCGACUAGGCUCCGAGGCUGCAGAGGCUCUGAGGAAAGGGCUGUGAAAGACUCUGGGACUGGAGGAGAAGGUCUGGGGCAGACGCUGGCGGUGCUACUCCAGGAGGCGCUGGGUGAGCCCAGGGCACGGCCUGCUCUGUGCCAGGACCUGGGCAAGCUCCCUUGUGCCAGUGGAAGUCGUUUCACCCCACAAACCUGCCAGUGGGAGCCUGGGCUCCCUCUCCAUACCGAAUAUAAGUGUAAUGUAGCAUUGUACAGUGCAUUAGAAAGUGUAAAAUGAACUUGUUUACUAAAGCUGCAUAUUUUUGAUAUAUUGUAAUAAAAGGAAAAUAUUUCCAAUGUCACAGUGCUCUUAUGUAAAUGUAAAACGUACAGGUACUGCAGAACUCACCCAAAGUGUACAGCCAUCCGUCAGACUCCGUGUGGUCCUCGCUUUCACGGCACCCUUCCCUGUCCCCUCGGUGUGGAUGGCUCUGAGCAACGCCGGGGCUGUCCCCGCUGCUGUGGAAGUCGCUGCUGCGCUCAGAGGGGCCCUCCGCUGCGGCUCUGCACACCUCUGGAGAUAACUGAGCCAUUCGGAACGAGCUGGGCUCUUGCCUCCCUGGCAGUCGCAGCUACAGGACCUGGUAGGGUGGUUUUUCUCCUGAGCUUUCUUGCGACCCCAAGGGAAGGGAGGGUGGCUGCCAGUUCUCGGCGCUGCGGGCUUCCCAUGGUGCCUUCUACCAGAGCCACGGGACGGGGCAGGCCACCAGGGAGGGGCAGCUGCUGCUCCGCGCUGUGGGGCUGGGCGCUGCCGUCCUGUGCCCCGUGCUUGUCCCCCACGUGUGCCUGCUCCUGGGGCAGAGCUUGCUUCAUGGAGGGUGCUGCACCUGUGCGCAGGCCCCCGGUGCCAAGGCUGGGCUUUGGUCGGGGGAGUUGCCUUAGGAGAGAGGUAGUAUGGGGAGGAAACCAAUUAGACACUUUCAGUCUGAGGACAGAAACCAUCAUGUUAUGAGUCCCGUGUCUUCUGUCAGGUUCUGUGUCUCGGGAGGCAGCGUGAGGGCACUGCGGGCUGAAGCCAGUAGCAAAGGAGUCGUGGGGCUGUUGUACGGCCAGGUCCCCCACAUGCUGCAGUCACUGUAAGGGGCAGCUCCUGGAGUACAGAUGGGGCUGAGCGCAGCUCCGUGGGGUUCCUCAGCCACCAGAAAGUGGGGGGCUGUGCUGGUGCUCCCCUUGCCCUCAGCCCCGCCCUUCCCACCAGCCCAGGCCGUGCUCUGUGCCCCAGCAGCCGCAGCUCUGCUCUGGCCCUUGAGCAAACCCAGCCCCUGUGCCCCCAGCGCCAGCUCCUCGGGGGUCCCACAUCAGCACUUGCCCUGCCCGCCCACAUGCCCCAUUGCUGCUGCUGCUGCAGCACGUCGGGGCCCGACUCGGCUGCCUGCGGGGCUGGGGGCGAGUGGCGCUGCGUGGGGACAGCUCGGCCUCUUGUACAUGUCACCGAGUGCCUUUAAACAUGGUUCUGUGACUUGCCUAUCACUAUGUGAAGUCCAGCAAAAUCUGCAAUCGUUUUCAGCCAGGGAACAGUGUUACGAACGCCUUUCCUCCCUCUUUUUUAAGUUCUGGUGGUGGUGUGUCUGGUGAGGUUGUUACCAUGCCUGGGAUUUCCGUCUCCCCCUUUUUUUCUCAGGGGGUUCCCUGUAAAUAUGUACAUUUGCCGAGCGCAGCGUCCUCCAGCGGCUUUGCAGCCCUGGUGAUGUCUCCUGUGCAUCCUCAUGUGCUGACUUGUACAAUGAUCUUUUCAAAGGUACUUGGAUAAAAUGAAAUAAAACCCAGCAUCCUGGUG